Molecule: messenger RNA, 10070 nt
Organism: Gallus gallus (chicken)
Lineage: Eukaryota; Metazoa; Chordata; Aves; Galliformes; Phasianidae
Gene: SELE
Product: selectin E
Exons: 14
Coding region: 7397-9013 (538 amino acids)
Biological process (GO): response to cytokine; heterophilic cell-cell adhesion; leukocyte tethering or rolling
Cellular component (GO): external side of plasma membrane; membrane
Molecular function (GO): sialic acid binding; oligosaccharide binding
Source: RefSeq, a predicted model, not a curated record
GGGUUAUAGAGUUUGAUUCCACACAUCAAUUUUGGGGAGCCAGGCAGGAGGCACUCUGUUCAGCUGUGGGACCGGCUGGAGAGAGGGGACCCCAUUGGCACACCCCAAGAUUUUUCAGAAGUACUCCCUCCCCUUACCUGAAAACUGUAGGAACAGACAAGAACUAUCAGCAGACCAGAUUGACAUGAGGGAUGGGGAAGAUGUGGCCGUACUUCAGUUGCAAUGGAAGAAGCUGAGGUAGCAGAAGCCAUCUGCCUGCAGAAACAUGGAGCUGGUUUAUCCUGCCAAAAAGAAGAGUCUUUCUAUGGUGUGGGUCUCAAACCUGUUAUUUCUAGCUUGUUUUCAGUGCUCAGACUGUCCUAGUUCACUUGCAUAACGUCAUAAAAGAAGGACACUGACUUGUGUUUUAAUAUCAAAUGUAACAUUUCAUUCCAACAGGAAAAAAAGAAAAACACCAGAAAACCAACCAAACAAGCCUCACCCCCACCCCAAAUCUUAUUUUACAAGAGUACGAGAAAAUAAAUGUUAGUGUUAAACAACUGCGUUAAAUAUACACUGUGUUGCAGCACAACUAAGGAGCUCAUCAUGGGAUUCUCUCAAGCCAUUAGACCAAUCCAGGUUAUCAGGAUCAGGAAAAGGGAAACAAUCAAUUUGAAGUUCAGCAUUAUAAUUUUUUCCUUUUAUUGAGUUCUGUGACAGUAGUGCACAAGAUGUAAGGAUGUGUUUCAUCUGUUUUUGUAUUACAGGAAAGCAUUAAGACAAAAUUUUUAAGUAGGUGAUUUCCAUCAUGUGUAACUCUCGUACAAGAGAGAAAAUAAAAUGAGGGUUAACUUUUAGCUGCUCUCACAAACUCUUUAUCUCAUGCAAAUGAAAUACUGUUGUACCCUAUACAUGUCAUGGACAUCUAGGGCCACAGGUCUGCUUUGCUGUGUGGCCCACUUGUUUUAAUAGGCUUUGAAUGAAGAUUUUUCUUCAACAACUGUUGGUUAUCAGCUCCUCAGAUUAGCACUGAAAGCCAGAUCAAAUACAGGGUAAUAACAUUAUCUCUCUGCAUAUAAUCAUCUUCUGGAUCUGUGUAUGUAUUGGCAGUUCAGAAGCUUGGUCUGUGCACAGAAGAAUGCAUGGCAACCUCUGGGAUGCAGGAUUGUACAGAGUGUCUGCAGGAUCCUUUAUAUUUGACUUUUCUGGAGAAUGCUGUCAUACAAACCCUUUCAGAAACCAAACAAUAUCUGUAUCAGAACCAUCACAUUUUUUUAAUUUCUGCCCUUUUCUAUAACCUCAUUUCUCCACUGGCUGGAAAUUCAUCCCUAAUAUCCAGUUUUCAUUUGCUCACAGAUGGUUUGUAUCCAUUUGGGCUUUGUACUGACUUUAUCCACUUGUGUACAGAAGACUUAGGAUCAGCUCCUGUGCUUACGUGGCACUAAUAAAGAGCACAUCACAUUUUGUGAGCUUUUCUAGCUGCUACUGCUUCCCUGGUCUUAAAUACCAUCAUUGCUGGGCACCUGGGAAGACAGUGCUGCAGGGAGGCACUCUGUCCCUCCUUAGUCAUGGCCAUGAGUGUGCAAUUGUCUAGAUCAAUGAUAAAAAAUAGAAUGCAGAAGAUGAAUGAGAAUGUAAUUGUAUGAAGACUUACUUGCAGAAUUCUGGGUAUGGAUUGAUUGGGGAAAAUGCAAGUGCAUUUGCUCUCAAUUUUAUUAGUGAAGAGAGUACGGAUCUCGUUUGACUUAACCUUUAGAUAAACCUAUGUCUUUGACUCCAUAGAACAUAGAGCAACUCUCAACUUACUUAAACAUAGGUAUUUCCUUAUAUUUUGACAAUAGGAUAGCUUCUCUUUUGUAGCUUAUACAGUCUAACAUGGAUUUUGUCACUUAGAAGAAGUUCAAAUAAGCUGAACUCGUACCUGCUUCAGGUAAGAACAUUUCUUUCAGGUCUAGUAUCAUUUUGUAGAAGUAAUAUCAUAUAUAUCAUAUAUAUGAUACAUAUAUAUGUAUCAUAUAGAAGUAAUAAUCGCUUCACUUCCCGUUGAUCCAAUACCUAUUAUGAAAGUAAUCUAAGCUGAUUGUAAAGAACCAGACUCUGCUACCAAUCACAAUCAUAUAUGAUUAUAAAAGAUGAAUAAAUGGCUAUUGAUAUCAUUUACCACAAAAGGAAAAAAAAAAACUUCAAAUAAUUUGCACCAAGAAGGUUAAAUUUACAUCAAGGAUGGUGGAAUGAGGAUCCGUCCUUGCUUUUAUUUGAGAGAAAUGUCUUUGUGUGCACUGCUCUUUAGACUGGAGCAUAAAAAGCACAUCAAAAGAUUGAGUCUAGUCAAUACUCUGUUGCCUUUCCAUGAAGUGGAGCAGCUUCAGGGGAGAGGACACCCAUGCUUCCUGAUGAGUCAAGAAAUCUAGAAGUGGUGGAAGAGCAAACACCUCACUGGAAAGUUGAAGUAUUGUUUUCUGGCCCACUAAGUAAACAGUGUUUAAGUGACCUUGAUACCAGCUAACAGGAAAUUUGAGAAGCCUUGUGGCACUGUUACUUGUACGGGAAACAAUAAGAGCGUGGAACUUAAUACCAUUGUUUUCAGUGUUAGCAGUGAACUUUAUUCUUAAAACAAAGGCUAUGUGCCUCAAGUUAUCCUCCACUAGUGAUCCUAUGUUAAACAUUGGUUUAACAUAAAGCUACUUAUCCAGCUAGUGGACAUGUACUUCUUUCUUCAAAUAAUGCACUGAUGUUAUAGUGACAGCAACCUUGUGGUGAAGUGGAUAGAGUGCUCCUGAAUGACUACUUAGUUCAAGGCAUUCUGUUAGCUUGUGAUCUGAGAAGAGUCAUGACUACAAUGUCAUUUAUAAACGUAUGCCUUUGCCAGCUGAUCCUGGGUCAGGUUCUCGUUGCUGCACACUUUUUCCUUGCAACUGCAGAGAACAUUGCCUCAAAGAUUUCAGAUACUGAGUGGUAAGAUCUCAUUUCACAGUACGUCUGUAGCUUGGGUGGUGAUUCUUUCUGCUGCUUGGUUUUAUAAAUGACAUUUGACUUGAACCAUAGUGUUUAAAUGUAGAGCUUUAAAUAUGGAGGCCAGCAUCACCCAAAGCAUCUUUAGGGUACAGAAUCCAAAACUUCUAGAUACUUCAAAAAUUUGGACUGAACUAUCUGUACAGGCCUCGUUUAACAGAUUUCUUCCUAAAGCAGUAGAACUCGUGGAGUUGGUAAUUUAGGCUGAAAAGAUCUGGAGAAACCUGAGAAGUUAUGGCAUUGAAGUAUUACCUAACAGCGAUUUAGCUGUGGACUGAAACACAUUAAAUACUGUGUCCAUAGGUGUAUGGAAAUCUACCUAAAACUGAUUUAAGCACUGAAAAGACCUGAAGUUUGGGCAUCUUAAAGCGAUGGUGGGAUUUGUGAAGUGAGGAAGUGAAGGCGCUGCUCUCAUCUGUUUUUGUUGUUUCUCCUUCAUAAUACUGCAGGCUGAGAAUGGAAAGUUACAUCAGCAUUGCAGUGCUACUGUUUGUUCAUCUGCAAUCUGAUAAAUCAAAAUGGUAUUUUCUGGGAGCUCAGGAAAUCAGAAGGCUUGAAAAGACUCAUUACUUUUCUGACCAUUCCUGUAAUCUUUCUGGGAGAAACAUAGAGAAAACAUUUCACACAAAGACCACUUUUACAAGAACCAGCUGCCUACUUAUCUCUUAAUCCUGAAACACCCUUUUUACUCCUCUUAUUUGCCAAAAGUUUAGCUGUUCUUCUCCUCACGGCUAUUAUCCCUUCCAGUAUCAUACGCUCACACAUCUCCCCUGCUGAGGGCAUGAGAGUAUGGAAUGGACCUGGGCAGUAAAAUUAACAUUGCCUGAUCUGUGCAUGGAUCAUAGUCAUUCAUCCAUCCUUGUGUAUGGAGGGUGGGAAGGCUCCAAGCCAUAGGAUCCAGCAGAUAAUUGUGUUCAGCAUAGUAUCAGCUCCACCUGCAACCACAAGCAACUAAGUUCUAGAUGUUAAGACCAGCCUCACUUUUAUCCUAACUGAAGGUGUGAGGUGCUCUGUCAUUUACCAAGUUGUUUCCUCUGCUCCUGCACUCAGCUUUCUAUUUCAAUGGGCUGAAUCACACCUUGCCAGUGCAAGUGAUGAUGGGCCUCUAGUUAGAUUAAUGAAUGUGAAUUUUGGCUCGCUUAGAGGAAAUUGAGCAUUAUGAGUCACCUCAGAGAAUUCCCGAAAUAAGAAGAGGAGAUAAGAUUUUUGUCUCCUGGGAUUUUGCUCCAGACAGAAUGGAGACUGUCUUAGGCAUCCUGAGAAAUUCCAGCUUCUUUUGUAGCAGCAGUUGUAUUACCUACUCUAUUCACACUUAAUGAGACGGAGGCUGAGGGAUGAGUAUGUCUUCAGAAAUAAUCUUUUCUUCCCAUCAAGACCUCAGGGAAAACAUGUACAUUAGCCCUUUUGUCUCUGAAUUUCUAAAUAAUUAGUGUUUCAAGCUCCUGUCUAAACAGGAAACACCUUCACUACUGGCACCAGAACUCCUUUUCCCCUCAAGGCUGGCUACAGCUUUCCUCUUCCAUGGAACAAAGAGGAAGACUAGAGUUCUUUUCCAGGACUUCAAAAUUUUAUAUAGUUUUACAGCUCUUUGCCAUGGAAUAAAUGUCUACCAUGCAAACUAUUCUGACGUAAAUACAUUUGAAAUAUUUUCAUAUUUGAAUGACAAAUAUGUCUACUAUGUAAGAAAUGGAACUGAGUUGCUCACAGUUAUUUAAUUCUCUAUUUUGUCUUGACAUAAAAGCAUGAUUAACAUGCUUUAAGAGGAAGACUAGCUUAGAAAUGUAUAAAUGGAGGUGAAACCUUUCAGGUAAAGAACCAUCCUUUGAAGAUAUGGCCAAAAAAGUCUGAGUCUAUGUCUGUAUUUACAUGUAUAUACUCAGGUUAUCUGAGAACCUAAAGAUCUGUAUUAUUUCUGUAGUAAUAGCAAAUUCCAUUAAGACUUUUAAUCACUUAAAAUAAUUUUAACUGCCUCCCAUUUCCAUAAGCUCCUGAUAAAGACACUGACAAAUUUGUCCCAAGCCAGGACUUAAAUCUCCAGAGGAAGGAAAGUCUCCACGAAGACCUUCUGUUCCAGCACUGCUAAGGCUUUAGCAUCCAGAAAAAUGCCCUUUACAAUUCUAUCACUAAGUAUCAAUCCAACCACUAUUUGUAAUACACCAAGUGGGCAUCAAGAAACAUUCAUUGAAUCUCUCCUAAGAAGUCCAACACACCUUAUAUAUUUUAGAAGAUCAAGAGGGUUUCUGUUGUCUAUCAUUCUUUUCUGGCUGGAGGAGUCAUUAAAACAGUUAUAGAUGUUCACUUUUUGCACAUAGAUACUAUUUUCUGAACACACAUUAUUGGAACUGCAGUGCAUCGAGAACUGGUAGUUGAGAAGAUUAGAUCACUUGCAAUAUGCUUGCAGGUUAGGCAAACAAAAUGAGGGUGUCUGCAAGAAAUAAAACUUUAUUUUCUUGGUUGAAAAUAGUGCAGGGUGUCAGGAGUAUGAUAUGGCCCUCAAUUCUUUAAAAAACAAAAAAGUAUAAGUAGAACUUUGCUCUAGCUCUAAAUAACGUAUCGACUGUGUUGCUCAGGGUUUUACUGCAUAUUAUCUGGUUUGCUUCCAUGUUUUUGUUGAUUGUUUGUUUGGAUGAAGGUCAUUGCACUGUUUUCUGAGUUUCUUCAUUUCUUUCAGAUUCUGUCUCUAAUUAGUUAAAACCAUUCUAAGCUUUGUAUUGCUCUCUUGGAAUCCUUGCUAUUCCUCAAAAAUUGGUGUCUGGAUGCUUUCUGAGCAUUUUAGGUGUUUUGCAAUCUAGUGUAAGUUAGCUCAAGUCAAUUCAGUAUAAACCCUUGCUGGGCUCAUUUGUACAGUCCUGAGACUGACCAAUCUUUGAACAACUGCUCUUCAAGUAGUGGUGAAAUGUGUUCAUUUUAUGAUAAUUUCAAUUACCCAUGUUUCACGUGUUUGCUUAUAAGAAAGUCUCAUGGAACAGUAGUAAGGGCUUUGAUAAUGGCAAUCUGCAGCACACUAUUGUGCCUUUGUUACUCAACCUUGACCUACUGACAAACCAGAUAACUGGUAAAAACAUGACUUCUUAUCUGCAGAUCUUACUCUUCUUCUGUGGAUUUUUCAGUUGUUUUCCUUAGUAUUUUCCAAUACAGUUCAAGUAUCGUUCUAGGUACCUAUGUGGAGAACUUGGCUUCUAAUUACCUUUGUUCUUCCUCUUUCUAGAUGUAGAGAGACAAUAUUUGCUUUUCAUCAGCCCUCUGACACAUACCCUCAAAAGUAACUAUCAAGAGAUAAUCUGGUUGGCUCCUUAAACGCUAAUUUGAUCGUAUGUAACAUAGAGGAAUCUUCACUCCUGUCUUGCCGUGUUCUGACCUGUUCUCUUUUCCCACUGCAUAACACUCCUGCAGUGAGUAUCUGUUACCUUUUCUGUAUAUAGAAAGAAAUUACAUUUGACAUGUCCUCUGUCAAUGGCAGUCACUCUUUGAAUAGCAGACCUGAGUGGUUUUACUUAUUCUUACUCCUAAUGUGUCGAUAUAGCUUUUGCUCGCCUGUUAUUUCAUGUAGUGUGUUAUCAACUAAACUGUCCAAAUAGAAAAUUAGUUUCUAUUGGGUAGCCCUUAAUAGGCAUCUAUAUCUGUAAUGAAAAGAGGUAGUCUGGAGUAUUCCAGUUCACUUUGAAAAAGCUGGAUUUUAACUUGCGGAAAUGAAGGCCUGGAGCACAUAAGGACAAGAAGUGUUGAACACUUCUAAAAGCUUGACUUAAUUUAGAUGUAGUCUUCCGUUUUUUUUUGACAGAGGAACUGGAUUAAUUUCAUGGAACCGUGUCUGCGUUCAAGUAGGCCAAGGUGGGAGCCAACAGCUGCACUCAGCUCAGAGCGGUGCAAGAAAUUAUGUUCUUUGUUAUGUUCCCAAAUCAAUUGCUCAAGGAAGAAAGAGCGCAAAUGAGAAACAAGAAUGAAAUGAGAGGUAGGCUGGAUGGCAUUUCUGCCUUGAGUACCUGCAGUUCAAAAGACACACCUGCCUCAGAUGUACAUUUUUUCCUAUAGUAUCUAUAAAGCUUACAGUCCAACGUGAGCUUUCACUCUCAGGAAUCCCAGUCUUCGUGAACAACACAGGAGUUGAAGUUUUUAAGUGCCUUUAACUUUAAUGAGAUUUUAACCACUGAGUUUUGUGCUUUUAAAAACACUUCUCAGGAUUUUUUCUCUUUUUCUUUCCUUUUUUUUUUUUUUUUGGUGUGAAACUUCAACAUUUGUAUUUGUAUUUCAUUACAUCAAAAUGAGACAAUAUUUUCCUUGGAUUAAAGAAAAAAGAAGAGCAGCCCCAUGUCGGUGAUGCACAGGGGAAUGCUGCCAACAAAAAGAGGCGUUCUAUUUUAGCCAUCUGCUUAAAAGAUAAAGAGAAGAGAAAACUCUCAGAGAAAUGAAUUGCCUGUGGUUCCUAUCUCUUCUUGCUUACGGGCUUACAAUACUAGAGAUGGUGAAUUGUUGGACAUACCAUUAUUCAGACACAAAUAUGACCUACAGAGAGGCAGAGUUGUGGUGCAAAAAGAGGUAUACUAACAUGGUUGCCAUUCAAAACAAGGAUGAAAUCAACCAUCUCAAUGACUUCUUACCCUUCAAUCCGAGUUACUACUGGAUUGGAAUCAGAAAAAUUAAUGGUACAUGGACCUGGGUCGGAACAAACAAGGAGCUGACAGAAGAAGCAGAAAACUGGGCUUCAGGUGAACCAAAUGGCAAAGGGAACAAUGAGGACUGUGUUGAAAUCUACAUCAAAAGAGGGAAGGAUGACGGCAAAUGGAAUGAUGAGAAGUGUGAGAAGAAAAAGGUUGCCUUGUGCUAUACAGCUUCUUGCAACUCAUCUCUCUGCAGUGGCCGUGGAGAAUGCAUAGAGACUAUUAACAAUUACACCUGCCAUUGUAACCCUGGAUUCUAUGGGCCGGGUUGUGAAUUUGUUGAGACUUGUGAUCCACUGAAGAAACCUGAUCACGGAAGCCUUGAGUGCAACCAUCCGUUGAAGGACUUCAGCUACAACUCGUCAUGCACAGCUCAAUGUGAAGAAGGCUAUGAGCUGAAUGGAUUGGAGUCAGUAUAUUGUACGUCUCAUGGAAACUGGUCUGGCCCACUUGCAUCAUGCACAGCUGUGAGGUGUGAUGCUGUAACCUGGCCAGAAGAAGGUUCUGUGAACUGUUCUUAUGCAGAUCCCACCUAUGGCUCACGCUGUGAUUUCCGUUGCCGAGAAGGCUAUGUCCUGGAGGGCCCAUCCAGCACUGAGUGCAUGGCACAAGGACAGUGGUCAGAGCCAUUCCCAAAAUGCAAAGCUGUGACCUGCACUGUCUUAAAAGCACCUGCUAAUGGCUCUCUGAACUGCUCCCGUUCCUCUGAGUUUACAUGGAAUACCACCUGUGAGUUCACUUGUGAGGAAGGAUUUGCUCUGACAGGACAAUCCACGCUGCACUGUGGCUCUUCUGGGGCCUGGGACAAGCAGCAGCCAUCCUGUGCAGCUGUGAGGUGUGACGCUGUAACCUGGCCAGAAGAAGGUUCUGUGAGCUGUUCUUAUGCAGAUCCCACCUAUGGCUCACGUUGUGAUUUCCGUUGCCGAGAAGGCUAUGUUCUGGAGGGCCCAUCCAGCACUGAGUGCAUGGCACAGGGACAGUGGUCAGAGCCAUUCCCAAAAUGCAAAGUUGUACAGUGUGAACCGCUGAAGUCUCCUGAGAAAGGCUCUAUGGAUUGCAUACAUGGUGCUGGGAACUUCACAUAUAACACGGCCUGCCACUUCAGCUGCCUAGAAGGAUGGAAUCUCAAUGGAUCUCGUGUUCUUGAGUGCAGUCAUUCAGGAAACUGGAGUGCCAGUCUGCCCACAUGUGAAGCUUCUCAACAAGUUGCCUAUGUCACUGUGGGCAUAGCAGCCACCACUACCUCUCUGCUUGCCACAGCAUCAUUCCUCUUUUGGCUUGCAAAACGGUUACGGGGAAAAGCAAAGAAAUUCACUCCUGCCAGCAGCUGUCAGCACCUCACUACUGAAUGCCAGAAUGUCUAACUCCAGGUGUUUCAGGAAUUGAAGCCAUGUUUGCUUAUGUCUCAGAGAUUUUCAGGAAAUGAAACUGCAUGCAGAUCAGCAGCUGACCAGAUGUUUUUACCUCUUGCUGACAAGAUGAUUCACCUUGUGUAUUGCUCAAAUUUUGAACUCAAGCUGUCUGGCAUUUCCAUAGAAGACUAAGAAGCAGAGAGCAAAACUCUGGCCUUCUGGCAAAACACUGUCUACAUUCACUCAUGUAGUUAUCAUAACUGGGAGCUUGCCAUGUCUUGUCCAGAUGGUGAGCAUAUAGUAAGCUGCUGCCUAAGGAGGAGGCUGGUUUCUCCUCUGGUCUACUAGGUGAGGUACCUAGGUGAGGUGAAGACAUGCAUUAUUUCACAUCACUUAUUACACUGCUGGAGAUGUCUCCUCUGGAGACAUUUGGGUUAUACUUGCAGAAACAAAAUAAUUGGGGUUAAAAACAUUCUCUGAAUUGCUUUGUAGCCAUUGAUCUGGCUUAUUGUUGAAGUCAUUUUAUUUUAAGAUGUUCCCAUAUGCCUGAAAUGAUAUAGGCAAUUAUCUGGGUUUCUGCUGCAUGUUCCAGAAAGCCUUUGGACUUUACUGUUUUGUUGAUGGCACUGGGAAUGGUAGUGCUUGUACUAGGUACUCUGGUUUCUGAAUGCAGCAAGUAGAUGGGAAGUUCUCAUCCCCAUGGGAUUGUGCACUGUAAUACAGAUGUGUGAAUGUAAAUAUUUAAUUUGUUGUGUAAUUUUUACCGAGGAUAUUUCUGUGCUGUUAACUGCAAAUAUAUUUAAAACACCUGUUCCUGAUCUGGGCCCAGGACAUUUUAAAACAGGACAGAAAUAUGCAGGCAUGUAAUCGUAUGAACAUAAUUUACAGAUAAAAUGGAAGCCUCUGAUUUUUAUAUAUGUUGCAAGUAUGAAUUAUUGUGCUGUUAAAGGACUUCAAACGAGAGUCUUAAGUUAUGUCUAAGUUAUAAAUUAAUCAUCUCUGCUAGACUUAGAAUCUGAUGUGUAUUGUCCUAUUUGUAGCGGUAUUUAAUAAACUGUUUUAAACAUAA